AUGUCAAAGGAAGAGCAAGUUCAGACUGACUUGGGUGACUUCUCCACAUUCAGUUUGAAGAUUUUUGAAAGGUGUUCAUCUACAGUCAGGAACAUGGGUCCCAAACAAGCAGCGGCCGAAAAGAGGACCAAGGAAAAGAUCACCGUUGUGAUGAAGAAGGAGAUCAUCCGAAAGCAUGAUGACGGCAUGCGGGUAACAGACCUCGCCAGGGAGUACGGGAGGAAUACAUCAACCAUCGGGACCAUCUUGAAGAUGAGGGAGAAGAUCCUUGCGAUGGAUGCAGCCAAGGGAGUCACCAGGAUCAUGCCCAACCGGCCAGCUGUUCUUGAGGAGGUCGAGAAGUUGCUCCUCAUCUGGAUGAAGGAGAAGCAGCGUGCAGGGGACACAGUGACCGAGGCUGUCAUUUGUGAGAAAGCCAAGGCCUUGCAUGCAGACCUCAUCCAGCAACAGGCAGGAUCCUCAGACGCAGAACCAGAGGUCUUCAAGGCGAGCAGGGGCUGGUUUGAAAGGUUUAAAACCAGAUCCGGAGUUCACAGCGUGGUCAGGCAUGGAGAGGCGGCCAGUUCGGAUGCUCCUGCAGCUGAGAAGUUUGCCCCGGAGUUCCUUCAGGUCGUGGCUGAUCAGGGCUACCUUCCACAGCAGGUCUUCAACUGUGACGAGACCGGGCUGUUUUGGAAGAGGAUGCCCAAAAGGACCUUCCUCACUCAAGAGGAGGCCAAGCUGCCUGGCCACAAGCCCAUGAAGGACCGUCUGACCCUCCUCUUCUGUGCCAACGCCAGCGGGGACCUGAAAAUCAAGCCCAUGCUGGUGUACCAGUCAGAGAACCCACGGGCCUUCAAGAAACACAAGAUCGACAAAGGCAAGCUGAGAGUGCUGUGGCGAUCCAACAGUAAGGUUUGGGUCACAUGCGUCCUCUUUGUGGAGUGGGUCAAUCUGGUUUUUGACCCUGCUGUCAAGCAGUACCUGCUGGACAAGGACCUGCCACUGAAGGCCAUGCUUCUGAUGGAUAAUGCUCCUGCUCAUCCUCCAGGCCUUGAAGACGAGUUGCUGCAGGACUUCCGCUUCAUCAAGAGCAUGUUCCUGCCGCCUAACACCACCCCACUUCUGCAGCCGAUGGAUCAGCAGGUCAUCACCAACUUCAAGAAGCUCUACACCAGGGAGCUUUUCAGGCGCUGCUUCGAGGUGACCGACACCACCAACCUCACCCUGCGCGAUUUUUGGAAGAACCACUUCGACAUCGCCGGCUGCGUGAGGAUGAUCGUCACGGCCUGGGACAGGGUCAGCCAGAGAGUCCUGAACUCUGCUUGGCGCAAGCUGUGGCCAGACUGUGUGGCAAAAAUAGACACUGGUGCUUCUGCGCCUGCACCAGAGACAACAGUGCUGGAGGACAUUGUUUCAUUGGCGAGGGACAUUGGCCUUGAGGUCACAGUGGAGGACGUCUGCGAGCUGCUGGAGGAGCACGACCAAGACCAGGAGCUGAGCACCGAGGAGCUGGUCGAACUGCAGGCAGAGGCUACGCAGGAGGAGACCCAGACCCCUUUGGAAGAGGAAGAGGCGGAAGUUGAAGAGCACGUGUCAUCCACAGAACUGAAGGACAUCUGUCGACAGUGGGAAAGUGUGCAGAGGUUUGCACGCCAACACCACCCAGACAAGAGCCUGGCACGUGACCUUGCAAACACUUUCGAUACAAGAGUCAUGUCCUCUUUCAGAGGGAUCCUGAAAAGGCGGCAGAAGCAGCAGUCCAUGGACAGGUUCGUCACGAAGAAGCCCAGAGUGGAAGGGGAACCUGCUGCUCCUGAGGCUAGCCAGCCUGAGACUGUUGCUGCCUGCUCUUCAGCGCCUUCAACCAGCUCUGCCACCUGA
Zootoca vivipara (common lizard) is the source of this 1863-nucleotide messenger RNA. Lineage: Eukaryota; Metazoa; Chordata; Lepidosauria; Squamata; Lacertidae. The record is from RefSeq and is a predicted model, not a curated record.